AUGGCACAAUCUUCGGGGGCCGUCAUUACCGACCCUACGGUCAGACACGCUGUAGAGCGACUGCUCGCAGACCAAACCCCAUACGCGCUCGAGGUUUCCUUGUCGAAAACACCAAUUCCGAACUUCAAAGCCAUCCACGAGGAAUUUCGGUCGUGCUUCCUGUCAUCCUCCCAUUUCCUCGAUAGCCCCGGUCAUCUUGUUCUCAAUUCGUUAUGCCGUUCGCUCCCGGUCGCCUGUCCGACUCACUUCCGCAACUCGGAAAUCUCGGAGCAAGAUCUUCAAAAAGCUGUCUUGUCUUCCCCAGCGGUGCUCAUGGAGGUUGUGAAGGUCUCUGGACUUAAAUCUGGACACGGCCGAUUUGGUAGGAGUAUCCGCGCGCGACCAUUUUUGGAUUGGAAUCUCAAAGUCCCUGUGGAUGAUAUGGCUCUACGCGCUGCUGAACGUUUGGUACUGGACGAACAGUGGCGAGUUCUACAGGGACUGCUAUGGAUCUUACGCCAGCCGGAUUCCUCUGCUCAGCUUGUAAAGCUCAACUCCGAGGCGCAGAAACUACAGGAACAAGGCGAUUUGACAUCCCGCCCUGGGUUUACGACCGUUGAAGGCGAAGCCAUCUCGUCCGGUCCCAACUCGCCGUCGAACGAUCAAGAUCAAUGGCGCCGCAACGACGCCACGCUCCUAUCCACUUUCAGCGCACCCAUUUCGGCUCUACCCUUCGGUGCCCCUGCGGAGUUUGGAAACUGGGUCGUCAAACUCACUGCUAACGCCGUCAGUGAUCUUCGUCGACUGAGACAGCGGGAGAAAAACUUGUUUGAAAAGGUCAUCGCGAAACUUCGCGACCUUUCACACGGCCACUUCUCUUCGAAAAAUCACGCACCAGUUUCGGAUGUCGACAGCGGGGUGCCCAUCUACAAAGCCCGGGUCGAUGGGAGCCACAGGCUCGUGUAUCACAUCGAUUGCCCGGAGAGUCGUGAGGAGACUAUUUCAACCCAAAAUAUCCGUAUAUUCGGCGUAUACAACACGGUCUUUCACACGCUCCUAGCGGACUACGAUCUGCCGUUCAUAGCAGAACCAUCUCCUCCAGAACAAGCUGUGAUUGAGCAUUCGGGCUCCUGUUAUGUGAUUGGACGAUCGGGUACUGGGAAAACCUUGUGCAUCAUGUACAAGAUCAUCUCGAUCGACAGAUCCUGGGAGUCCUUGCGCGGAUUCAUGCCGCGUCCUCGACAGCUAUUUGUGACUCGGUCCAGGAGUCUAGCCGAGUAUGUCUGGUCGACUGUGGACAAGCUUGCCAGCGCCUUCCGCCUCGGCGAUCUUUCUCGGCAUCAGGCGGUGGCCUUGGCGCGAGAACGCCCUGCCCUUGAGGGGGAGGAGGACACCGAGAACACAACCUCCACCAGACCCGCUCCUCCGCGGCGCUGGAGCCAGUUAACGAAUGACGCGCACUUCCCGUUGAUUAUUACCCUCGACGAAUGCUGGUCGAUGUUGGAGAGGGACGUUUCAAUCACUGACGACACUGGUGCGGCAAACGCGGCCCCUGGAGACGAAGACGAGGGCACAUGCACAGACGACACCGCCCUCGUCUCCGGGAAGAGAUUUGCCGAAGCAUACUGGAAAAGGUUACCUCCAACCCUCACGAAAGGCUUUGAUCCACUAUCGGUGUUCAGUGAGAUCGUCGGCGUGAUCGAGGGCUCGGAAAACACGGUACUCGCACCUCAGGCUUAUCUCGAUCGAGAAGCCUAUAGCCAAGUGAGCGCAAAGCGGUAUCCUACCUUCGCGUCACAUCGUGAGAGAAUAUACGACAUCUUCGAGAAGUACCGCACCCUCAAAGCGGGAAGCGCACAAAUCGACGAAGCAGAUAGGACACAUGCGCUCCUCCGUUCAGUUCGAAAACGUCUCCCAGGUGCUCAUGUAGACUUCUUGUACGUCGAUGAAGCACAGGACAACCGCACAAUCGACCUGCUGCUUCUUCGAGGCUUGUGCAGAAAUCCCAAUGGUCUGUUCUGGGCCGGAGAUACUGCACAGACAAUCGUCGUUGGUAGUACAUUCAAGUUUACUGAAUUGACGUCGAUGCUGCACACAUACGAGGGGUCCAUCGAAGACAGGACGCAACAUCAGCCGGAGAUGUUCCAUCUCGCAGUGAAUUAUAGAUCGAAAUCAGGCAUCACUGACUGUUCGCGGGAGGUUGUGACCUUGAUCUCGAAAUUCUGGCCCGGAUCCGUCGACUACAUGAGGCCCGAGGUCGCGGACAAAGAAGGCGCCAGUCCGCUCUGCAUACAGCUCUCCACAUUUGAUCGCGAAUUCUCUGACAUAGAGCCUCUCAAGCUGGGAGCGGAUCAAUGUGUCAUCGUUCGAGACGAAGAUCAACGGAGCAUUCUCAAAAUGAGAGGGAUAGUCAGUGGUCUAGUCAUAACCGUGUAUGACAGCAAAGGACUCGAGUUCGACGACUUGAAGUGCUUCUAUGUCGCCCUCACGAGAGCACGCAACCGUGUGUGGAUAGUGGACACCCCUGUCAGCUCGAAUCCGCUUCUGAUGGUGUUGGAAGCGAAGGAUUGCGUCGAUAUUCAUUGCCACUCUGAGGACUCGCCUCUCCCCUUCAUCUCCGAAUCAGGCUUCAACCCUCAAGACUGGGCAAAGCGCGGGCACACGAUGAUGGAGCGCCAACUAUACGAGCAUGCGCACUUGUGCUUUGAGCGCGCCUCGCUUCCGCAGGAAAGCAGCCUCGCGUACGCGUACAUGCUGCGUGAGCGCGCGUUCUCUCACUCCGACUGGCGGGCCACCGGCGACGCCUUCAGAUCGUACACCAAGAAGUAUUGCAGGCACGCCGGUGACACAAACUUGGCGGUAUUCCUCAACACUGCGGCGGUGUGUUACGCGCGGGCCAACGCACCCAACGACAGCGCCGAGGCCUACCUCGCGACUCACGAUGUCGGCAAGGCCUGUCAGGUUUACUGCAAUGCCGGGAUGAUGGAGGAAGCGCGCUCUCUGAUCCUCGCACAUCGUAGGCGCAUCCCGCACGACAUUUUCACUCGGGUGUGUCUCUUCUUCUUCCGAGAUCGGUCCAACGCAUUCAGGAAAGCCGUGGAGAUGUUCCCAAUGCCUGCCGACGCCGUCAAGUUCAUAGAACAAGAGCCUUCUCUACGGCCUACCCUAGCGGACUACUAUGAGGAUACAGGAGAGCACUCUCACGCCGCGCGCAUUCACGAAGAGCUCGGACACACCCUGCGGGCCAUCGAUCUGUACGACAGUGAUCCUGAAGAUGAGCAAUCCAUAAACGCAGGAACACGCCUUCUGAAGCAUGCUUUGGCGACGUCAGUCACAAUUGGGCUCGAGUCCGACCUUGUUAAACGAGAAGGUCCAUUAUCGGUAUAUUACGAUCGCGCGGAGGCCAGGAUCUCGAAGGACUUCCCUGCAUCCGUUGCACAAGAAGAUAGGGAGCUGCUCAAAACCUUCCUAGCUAUAUCUCACGGACGACACACUGAACUUUUCAAGCUCGGGACUUUCUUCUACCGCUCUGAUCGUCCUGAUGCGGCGCUUCUCGCGCUGGACUACGCCUGGACUUACCUUCGAAGACUGAACGACCUCAAUCUCGCUGACGUCGUUGACGAAGAAUCUUUCGCAACCAGCUUUCCCAUCCUGCUCGCGCUUCUGCUCAAGCACGAAGACUCUCGUGUCCGGAAGAUGCCUUACGGAAUCACGCAGGACCAGUCCAGAGCGAAAGACUCACACACACUCCCCAAGGGUACCUACCUCUGGCGCCUGGCGGAAAUAUCAAAGGAAUAUCGCGGAGGAGAAUCGGGUGCUAGAGUGCUCACAGGCGACUCUCUUUCUCGACUCUUCGACCUCGCGGUAAAGACACGCUUGAAAUCGGAGCCUAUCUCAGAGAUAAUCGGAGCUAUCAAGACCAAACACGACCGGCUCCUGUCUCCUUGCGUCCGGUUCUCGCUGUCGGGACUGUGCGAUGUCCAUGACAUGAAAAAGUGCAAUGGGAAGCAUGAAGACGGUGAACAUCCUCUGAACCAGCGCGGUCUGCACCACAGAAUAGAGCUCUGUCUAUGGAUCAUCAAGGUUUAUGGCCUCGCUAUUCAAUUGGGAGACGUAGUGGCAUGGAAAGAACGAGUAUACUGGAUGCGCUCGCUAUGGGAGUGUUUUCAAACACCUUUCUUUGAUCUAGGAGACCUCUCGAUGUUCGAUAUCCAUCUCACUCCGUCUUGGCCCGAGGCGCUGAAGACGCUGCGACAAUGGCUGGCGCGUAUCCUUUACAUUCCCGUCAAGCCAGGAGACGACAGCCUGAACGCUGAAGCUCGGUUUGAUUUCAUCCCAACUGCCUCCCAUCUCAGCUAUAUCGUCGACGCGAUCCAGCAGCACGAUACUCCGCCUGCUCAUACAACUAGUGGCAGGAACGAAUACUGCGACACCGGGUUCCUCAUGUUCGUCAACGGAUUUGAUCGCUUCAUACGACGCGAGAACGCGACAGUCCACUGGAAACACGUUCCAGGGGCAUUCCUUUAUCUGAAAUUCAUGGGAGAGGGAACGACUCGAAUAGAAUCCGCCUUCCAGACAAACCUCAUCGGACAUCUAACCGAAGGCCUCGCUUCCGCGAUCGUCAUCACUGGUCGUUACACAAGGCGGAACUCGGAGCUCCACAAUCUGGAACUUCGAAGGAGCUGGAUAGUGAAUCUCAUGGAACUGUGGUAUCCAACCACGGUCAACCGUUCUCCGCACGAUUUCCCCACAAAACGGGACCUCAUCAAUCUCAUCCCGAGGAUUCUGGAAAGGGUACGGAACGCGUCUCCUACGGAUGUGAAGUCGAGUGUCAAGCACCUAGGAACUGCACUUUAUUUUCUGUUGCGUACGGUAUCAAAGGGUUACGCCGUACAAAAGGAGGACAUCGUACACAUGCUACGGGGCGAAGACUGUGAUUCGUUUGAGCGCGAUGACUUCUGGUUCAAUGUGACGGAUUUCGUUUCCGCGCAAGGGCGAAUUAGAGGGACAAAUCCCGAUCCAGCCAAGGCCCAGUCUUGGGACCAGAUCGUCCAGAUCAAGGACUCGCGGUACAUCAACGACGACCCGGCUUUCACUCACAGAAACAUCUGCGAGAUCACAUACUCCGCUGUUGACAACCUUCCUGGACUUCUCGAGAUCCCAAGGCCGCUCCGGCGCUCUCGCCAAGUCUCCACGUUCCCUCAAGCAUGGCUGAAUGCGAGGGUUGCGUCUCGCCACGAUACAGUCGGCCCUGCGCCUACCCCCUACCACCUUCGGCCGGCGACUUCCGCAGAGAGUGUCCCAGAUGCGUCAGCGUCCGAACUGCCAUCCGUUCCUGCAGAAGAAAGCGUCCCGGUGACGUCACCAGUACUCCCCGGAGCUGUUCCAAACGCAUCCACUACCGACGCCACGGGCGAGGAAAAUGCGCCUGCAUCAGAUGUCGUUCAAGAAGAAGCAGUUGUCGAUGUUUCCCCCGACGUAUCAGAGGUCGCACCCGUCUCUCCGGCCAUCCGGGCAGUCGACGCGGACGCCACCAUCGCGGAGGAGGCUGAGCCGGAUGCGGCGACCGCCGAGGCGAAGCCUAACGAGGCCGAACUGGAACCGAUCGACUCGAAGACGGCGCCAAAACCACUGCCGUGGCAGGAGGUCUUCGACCAGUUCGCGGAGCACGCGCGCACCAUGACAUCCCCGGAGAACGAACACUAUCGUCGCAUGUGCCUCGGCCCUGCGCCUCAUCUGUCCAUCGCUGCACAGAUAAUGAAGGCUAAGCUCCUCAAGAUACGCAACGCUCUAAAGAAGAAAAUGAAAGAAGCCCAGGGCGAAGAGCUCGGUGCCAUGAACUCGAUGCUGACGAAUAUGAAUGUACUCCACAAGCAAGCCGACGAACUAAUCAACAAGGUUUCCCUGGCGGCUGACGUACAUCGGAAUCACGACGCGGAGAAGCUCAAGGUAUAUGUGCUCGAGGCCGAAGCUAUGCGAGUCGAGAUGCAGCAUGCUUUAUCCAAGACGGAGACGAAGACGUGGACGGCAUCCGACAGUCACAUGAAACUUGCGAUCGAAGGAAUUGUGAUAGGGGUGAGCAGCGCUACGCAGCAAUUUACGCAGUAG
This is a messenger RNA of Epithele typhae, 6087 nucleotides long. RefSeq lists its product as uncharacterized. Lineage: Eukaryota; Fungi; Basidiomycota; Agaricomycetes; Polyporales; Epitheliaceae. Bases 1 to 6087 code for a protein of 2028 amino acids. The transcript has 33 exons. The record is from RefSeq and is a predicted model, not a curated record. Gene Ontology annotation, molecular function: ATP binding.